CCGCUAGUCUCCACCCCUUCCUUCCCGUUAAGGGCACCAGGCACUUGUGCCUGGAAAAAAAAAAUGUGAAAAAGUUAUGAAAUGCUGCCGAUGAUCAGACAGAGGAGGUUCUUCACCCCGGAGCCACGAAGGACCUGAAUUCUGGCAGGUCAACUGUGUCCUGUGCCAAAGAUGUUUCCAGAACAGCAGAAAGAGGAGUUCGUGAGUGUCUGGGUCCGGGACCCCAGGAUCCAGAAGGAGGACUUCUGGCACUCGUACAUUGACUACGAGAUCUGCAUCCAUACCAACAGCAUGUGCUUCACCAUGAAGACGUCGUGUGUUCGACGGCGGUACCGGGAGUUCGUGUGGCUGCGGCAGCGGCUGCAGAGCAACGCCCUGCUGGUGCAAGUGCCAGAACUUCCAUCUAAAAACCUGUUUUUCAACAUGAACAAUCGCCAGCACGUGGACCAGCGUAGGCAGGGGCUGGAAGAUUUCCUCCGAAAGGUCCUGCAGAACGCGCUCCUGUUAUCCGACAGCAGCCUCCACCUCUUCCUGCAGAGCCACCUCACCUCGGAGGACAUCGAGGCCUGCGUGUCCGGGCAGACCAAGUACUCGGUGGAGGAAGCCAUCCACAGGUUCGCCCUGAUGAACAGGCGCUUCCCGGAGGAAGACGAGAAAGACAAGAGAGACCACGAGGCGGAUUACGACUCGGAGAGUUCGUCCUCCGGGCUUGGACACAGCAGCGAUGACAGCAGCGCACAGGGAUGUAAAAUAAGCACCGAUGGCCAGGAAUCCUGAAGAGGGGCGGUGGCGACGUGACCGGCCGAGGGAGAACAGAUCGUGUCAUUUCAGAGAGAGAAGGAAGCUUGUUAAUAACACGCUCUUCACCUGAAGCUCACUGCCGCCACGCGGAGCUCUCCAAAGUCUUACAGGCGGUGGCUGGGUCGCUUGUUAGUAGUCUGUUAUUUCCAUGUUGUCUCAUCUCAAGCCAAGCUUCCACAGAAAGCUCCAAGCCUGUGAAUGUGAAAUUACCCUUUCCAGCCAAACCCUCCCCGGCAAGCGGGAUGCUGCCCUGAAGUGAAGCGAGUUAACAUACACACUGAAAAUGA
Messenger RNA from Ochotona princeps (American pika), 1088 nucleotides. It is a transcript of the gene SNX10, whose product is annotated as sorting nexin 10. Gene Ontology annotation, biological process: intracellular protein transport. Gene Ontology annotation, molecular function: phosphatidylinositol binding. Bases 172 to 777 code for a protein of 201 amino acids. The record is from RefSeq and is a predicted model, not a curated record. The transcript has 7 exons. NCBI's taxonomy places the organism in Eukaryota, Metazoa, Chordata, Mammalia, Lagomorpha, Ochotonidae.